CUUCCCAGGGGUAGAUUGCAGUGCCUUUUGAGGAAAUCAUCUUCAAUGGAAAUUGUAGCUCUUGUUCUCUCUCUGCUGCUUACCAAUGGAAUGGUUUUAAUCAGUGCAGCGACCAAUGAUCAGAAUCCACAACCAGCUCCUACUAUUCAACUCUUUGCCACUGCCUCUUCAGAUGCUGUAGAGCUUACAGAGGACCACAAAUCGAAUGGUUCUGUUCCCUUAUUCAAAACAGCAGGACGAAGCCCCCGACCCCAUCCCAUGUGCUUAGUGUCGACUGGAAUCAGAGACACUUUCAAAUACAUCAGUACUGUGGUGUCUACUCUUGUAUUCAUUGUUGGAAUAGUUGGAAAUUCAGUACUCUUGAGAAUCAUAUAUGAAAACAAAUGUAUGAGAAGUGGACCUAACAUUCUCAUUGCCAACCUUGCUUUGGGAGACCUGCUGCAUAUCGUGAUAGAUAUUCCAGUCAAUGCUUACAGGCUCAUGGCUGAGGACUGGCCGUUUGGUUUGGCGCUCUGUAAACUAAUCCCUUUCAUCCAGAAAACCUCUGUUGGAAUCACAGUGUUGAGUUUAUGUGCCUUGAGCAUUGACAGGUAUCGAGCUGUUGCAUCCUGGAAUCGAAUCAAAGGCAUUGGGGUUUCAACGUGGACAGUAGUGGAAAUAACUGUGAUAUGGGUGAUAUCAACAUUCCUGGCUGUGCCUGAAGUUGUCGGCUUUGAUAUGAUAACGAUGGAGUAUAAAGGACAGCAUCUGACAAUAUGUCUGCUUCACCCCAUACAGGCCAAUCAGUUCAUGCAGUUUUAUAAAUCAGCAAAACACUGGUGGCUCUUCGGUUUCUACUUCUGCGUACCGCUGGCUUGCACGGCUGUCUUCUACACCCUGAUGGCCCGGAAAAUGUUGAGGAAGAAUGAGAAUACCCUGGGGAACUACACCAUACAGAGACGAGAAGUGGCCAAGACGGUGUUUUGCUUAGUGCUUGUGUUUGCUCUCUGUUGGUUACCACUGUACCUGAGCAGAAUCUUAAAACUCACCAUUUAUGAUGAGGAUGAUUCUAAAAGGUGUCAGCUACUGAGUGUGUUUCUUGUCCUGGACUAUAUUGGCAUUAAUAUGGCAUCGCUGAACUCCUGCAUCAACCCCAUCGCUCUGUACAUGGUCAGCAAACGAUUCAAAACAUGUUUCAAAAAACGCCUAUGUUGUUGGUGCAUACCUCCUGAACUAUUGAUGCUUGAAGAGGUACAGUCUAUCUUGAAGUCAAAUAAGCAGGACCAGGCCUCUAUGCACAGUGACAUUAGAGCUAAUAAGCCCACCUCCACUUGAGUAAGAGGACACUUGACUGUUUAAACAAUAUAUUACUAUGACAUAGGCAUAGAUUUAUUUCUUUUUUGCUCAGUUUUAGUGUGUCAAUGGAUGUUUCUCUGUAAUAAUUUCAAAGAUGGCUUAUUUAAUGUUAUGAAUAUUUAAUUAAUGGAAUUUCAGUGUGAGGGUCUAUACAUAACCUAUAGUCUUAGGCUUUUCCUCAAUGUCUUUAUUGGUUCUGUAGACUCAGACAAUGUAAUGUACCGUCAUUAGUGGUAUAGAGUUGCUUAGCAACAAAUCCUGUGGCAUUGUCUGUUGUGAGCUUGUUAUCAGUAGAACAUCUGCUUAUGAUAUGACACACUCAGACAAAGAGAGUCAGACAGUUCUGACUCCGUUCCCUCGGGCCUUGACUCACUCCCAUCUACGUACGUCAUGUUUCACCUAUAUCAUACACACUGUAAGUUUAUGUGCCCUGGCCGGUAACAUGUUUACCUGGAAAACUUUGCCUCAAGGCACUUAGUCUUGACACAUAUCCAGCAUUACACGCUCUUACCACCUGUAAAGAGAUUACCCAAUUACAUAGAAAUACGGCUUAGUUGUUGUUGUUUUUUAAGAAGAAAUUUAAUGAGAAUUUUGAAAAAGCUUAUAACCAAAUUAGUUAUCCUAUUCAUUUUCAAAACUGUGUCAGAGAGGGCAUGACAAAUUAUUAGGACACAAAUGUAUAUUUCCGUCUCUCUGAGAGAAAGCCGUCCUCUCACAUCUUGCACCUUUAGUUCCUAAACCUAUCGCUUCGGGGACACCAGUGGAUUCUGCCUUCACCAUUGAACGACUGAUUGAUGGUGGCCUAUUUGUAAUGCAUUGUUAGAUGUGUAAUGAACGGAGACACUUUAUCAAAGACCUGUGAAUGGAAAAUAAGGAAACUGAGAUGACAGAAUGGGGUCAGAAGGAGGGGUGAGGGAAGAGCUGAGCACCUGAUGGGUCCUGUCACAGGACAAGGCAAGCACAGAUAGGAAGUAUUUCUUCCAUCCAAUACCUUAUCAAUCUAGUGAACUAUUUUAGGGCGGAAUUACAUUCCACCCCGUAACGUAUAGAAGGAAGCCUUCUAGAGAGAGAAGCUGACUUUCAACCUGUUAUGAAAAUAUCGUAAUUCUUUGUCAGGGCCAGAUCAUUUUAAUGGAAUAUAAUGAUGCUCUGUACGAUAGUUUCUGUACUGUAACUCUACCUGACUGUAUGUACAGUAUGGGAAUUAUUUAUAAGGAUGUCAAUUAAUUGCAUUUUCCUUUAUGUUUUUGGCGAUAUGAUGAUUUAAACCCAGACAUAUUAAACAGCAUCCAUGAAUCAAAUAAUGGAUAAUGCAUUUGAUUUAUGUAAGAUAUUGCUAGAAGUCACUCUUAUG
This is a messenger RNA of Oncorhynchus masou masou (cherry salmon), 2689 nucleotides long. RefSeq names its product endothelin receptor type B-like. NCBI's taxonomy places the organism in Eukaryota, Metazoa, Chordata, Actinopteri, Salmoniformes, Salmonidae. The transcript is spliced from 7 exons. Gene Ontology annotation, biological process: regulation of blood pressure; endothelin receptor signaling pathway; vasoconstriction. Gene Ontology annotation, molecular function: endothelin receptor activity. The record is from RefSeq and is a predicted model, not a curated record. Gene Ontology annotation, cellular component: plasma membrane. Bases 46 to 1314 code for a protein of 422 amino acids.